Lepisosteus oculatus (spotted gar) is the source of this 1758-nucleotide messenger RNA. The record is from RefSeq and is a predicted model, not a curated record. NCBI's taxonomy places the organism in Eukaryota, Metazoa, Chordata, Actinopteri, Semionotiformes, Lepisosteidae.
AUGAUCGAGUCACCCGCGGCUGGAGUUAAAACUGGGACGCCCCAGACCCCCGGGCGCGAGCUCCCGCCCGCGACGCCGGUGCUGCCGGGGGGCGAGCAGGGGAACGGGCCAGAAUGGCUUUCCCUCCCCCUGUCCUGUCCCGUCCCGUUCCUCCCUGCUGGUUAUCGGCGCAGCUCCUCUGCCACGGAAAUCAAAACCGGGGAUGAGGAGGAAAAGGAUCUCAGGAGAGGAGGAAGAGGAGGAGGAGUGAGGGAGAUGGCCAGUGUACUGGGAAGGACGGUACCCCUAUUGGAUCCACAUGGUUCAGAGAUUGGCUGGCUGCCGCCCCUGCAGCGCAAGCCAAGCAGCUCUGCCAGUAAGGAUGGCUCGGUGACGGUGGGCAAGGUGCGCGACAUGGCCUCCUUCCGCAGGCACUUCCGGAUGGGCUUCAUGACGAUGCCGGCGUCGCAGGAGCUGUCCCCGCGGCCGUGCGCCAGCGCCAUGGCGCCCCGCUCGCAGUCCUGCCACUCAGUGGGCAGCAGCGUAGAGAACGGGGAGCCCCCGCCUCCCGACCCCGAGCGCCAUCAGCACCCCACAUCCUCCCGUUGUCCGCCUGCCAAGCCCAAACGCCACCCCAGCACCCGCUUGAGCUCCACGGGGGACCCCCGGCCACCCCCUCCUCCUCCUGAGAACCCCCCGCCCGCCCCGCCGCCCGCCAAGCACUCCGACAAGAAGCAAGCUCUGAAGAAGUCGGACUCAGGGGAGCUCCCAGGAAGGAAGGUCCCCCCUCUGAAGCCGAAGCGCAGCCCUAACACCCAGCUCUCUGUGUCCUUCGAGGACCCCUCCAUCCGGCCGCCCCCCCUGCCCCGUGGGCCCCCCCCAGCGGCGCCCCCCCCUCCACGACCCACCCCGGACUGCAGCCCCGCCGGAGGGGGAGGGCAGGAGGAGCAGGAAGAGGAAGAGGAACCCGUCUAUAUCGAGAUGGUGGGGGAUGUUUACAGGGAACCCCAAAAUCCGCCGCCUGUCUCCCACCCUGGAGCCACCACCCCAGACUCGGACUCGGACCAGAGCGAGGCCAUCUACGAGGAGAUGAAGUACCCCCUCCCCGAGGAGGCUGAGCCCCGAAACCGGGCACUCCUGAAUCCCGAGCAGCUCCCAGUCCCCUCCGCUAAAACCCCGACCCCUGUCCUUGCCUCCUCUUCCUCCCUCCCCGGCCCGCACUUUUCCUCCGCCGCCUCCUCCUCCUCUUCCUCCUCCAAGCCGAAAGCCACCGUCUCCAUCUCUCACUCUGCCCCCCUCCCUUCCUCUUCCUCCGUCUCCGCCUCCCUGCCCCUGCCUCCCGGCUCCCGCGCCUCCACGCCUUUCCUCUUCUCCAAGCCCUCCGACAAGAUCCCGGCGCCCUUCCCCAACCUGCUGCAGCACCGGCCCCCGCUGCUGGCCUUCCCCCAGCCCGCCGCCGCCUCCAGCGGGGUGGGCAUCCACCACAAGUCCCUGGCGGCGGCCUCCUGCUCCUCCUCCUCCUCCUCCUCGGCCAAGCUGGCCACGGUCAGCACCCAGCCGCCCUCCUCGCUGGGGCAGAUGGGCAGCUGCUCCUCCGGCGCCUCGUCCUCCAAGCUAGCUGGGGCGACUGGGGCGCUCGGCCUCCACCUCAGGAGUGAGGCAGGGAGCCACAAACGUGCAGAGACAGUGCAGCCUCCCCAGGGACAGCCUGGGCCAGGCCUGCAGUCCCUCCAGCGGGCAGCAGAGGGCGCGGUUGGGCAGGCGGUCGCGCCACCUUGA